Molecule: messenger RNA, 438 nt
Organism: Candidula unifasciata
Lineage: Eukaryota; Metazoa; Mollusca; Gastropoda; Stylommatophora; Geomitridae
Source: the annotation of a GenBank genome assembly
AUGACAAACAGUUGCAGGAGACGUACCAGCAAAGUUCUUUUGCGACUUGGGCAAAUUUUAUUACUGUCCGGUAUCAUUUGUUUUACUAUAUCUAUUGCAACCGCCUACUGGGUGAUACGGAGUGAAGUUUCUGUAGUUGCCAGCAUGGAUUGUGGCAGUUUGUUGGACAACCUUAAUUUCAUCAACGUGAUGGCGCUGCAGGGUAUGAUUAUGUUCGCCGGUGAGAUCAAGAACAAGGCUGAGAGACUCCCAGGUCAAGACGCUGAAACUCCUGGCUGGUCAUUUGCUGUGGCAGUGGCUGGGCUGACGUUGAGCAUCUUUGGGCUGCUGCUUGCGACCAUGUUCAGAGACUUGCCAGUAACCAGUCCCGCAGAAAGCGGAGGCAGUUGUCUGCGCCCCGCGUCGAGAAGUCCGACAAUCCAUGCAGUGGUCAGAUAG